AUGGAAUGUGCGUACUCUAAAUCAAGAUGGAAAACUAGACAUUCUAAUGAGCCAAUUGGAAAAAUUCGAGUGGGAAUUGGAGUCUCAGAGACGUCUCACUGGAAAGAAUCAGAUUUCACCGAGAGAGGAUACAAAGUACUGUGUGCUAGCGAGGAAGAUGUACACAGGAGAGGCGUCGCUCUGAUCCUCAACAAACAAGCACAAAAAGCACUCCUGGGAUAUAACACCAUAUCCCCUAGACUGAUCUCGGCCAGAUUCCAAACACAGGUUGGAGCCUUAACAAUAAUCCAGGUUUAUGCACCGAACAUGGCAGACAGAGAGGAAAUGAUAGACACAUUUUAUGACCAGCUUCAACAAACAAUAGAUGACACUCCUAACAAGGAUAUACUGAUAGUGCAAGGUGAUUUAAUCGCAAAAGUAGGGAGAGACUGGGACACCUGGAAGAACGUCAUAGGACAUCAUGGAUACGGAGAAAUGAACAACAGAGGAGAAAAGCUUUUGAACUUUUGCAUGGCCAACAAUCUAGCUAUUGCAAAUACCAUGUUCAAACAGAAGAAUGCAAGUCGGGAAUGGACAUGGGAGUCGCCGGACGGGAGAACCAAAAACAAGAUAGACUUUGUCAUGGUGAACAACAAAUGGAAAUCAAGCGUCCAAUGCGGUAGAAGUUUUCCAAGUGCUGAUGUGGCCUCAGAUCACCAACUGGUUAUCUGCAACUUCAAGCUACGAUUCAAAACUAAACCCAAACAGAACGUAAUGAAGAGAUACGAUGUGUCGAAACUGAAAGAUGAAAACACAUAA
Strongylocentrotus purpuratus (purple sea urchin) is the source of this 798-nucleotide messenger RNA. Its product is annotated as craniofacial development protein 2-like. Gene Ontology annotation, biological process: chromatin remodeling. Gene Ontology annotation, cellular component: nucleus. Gene Ontology annotation, molecular function: catalytic activity. The record is from RefSeq and is a predicted model, not a curated record. The transcript has a single exon. Bases 1 to 798 code for a protein of 265 amino acids. Lineage: Eukaryota; Metazoa; Echinodermata; Echinoidea; Camarodonta; Strongylocentrotidae.